This is a messenger RNA of Ipomoea triloba (trilobed morning glory), 2166 nucleotides long. Its product is annotated as protein Brevis radix-like 2. The record is from RefSeq and is a predicted model, not a curated record. Lineage: Eukaryota; Viridiplantae; Streptophyta; Magnoliopsida; Solanales; Convolvulaceae. The transcript is spliced from 5 exons. The coding region runs from base 665 to 1798 and encodes 377 amino acids.
AGGGGUGCUCUAACUAGAUCUCAACUUGAAAUUCUCCCUGAAUCAAAGUAUACCGUAUACCUAGCCGGUAGCCGGUAGCCGGUAGCCGGUAGCCUGGUAGGCCAGUUUGUCAACUUGCCCACACUCUUCUCUUCAUCGUCAACGUCGCGAAUCCUCACAAAUCUCAACGGCCACGUCGAUUCAUCUGCAAUUUUUAAUUUAAUUUAUUUUUAAAUUUUCAAGACGCCAUUACAGUACGGAGACAUUUCUCUCCUUCUUCAACAAUGAUGUGUACAGUUUCAGUCUCGGUAGUAUAGAAUAAUAUACUAUGCUAUACUAUUCCUAGUAUGAGCAAUAUGACUAACGAUGAUGAACUCAAGCUCCAUCCAUUUCUCAUCAUCUGAACCCCCGUCAUUCGAUGGCUUUCAUUUUGCUUUCAAUGUACUAAGGACUACGCAGUAUAUGUUUAUAACUUCCUUUUCUCCUUUUAAUGUAAAACUGGUAAUGAUUGUUCCAUACAUUUCUCCAUAGCUGAUCGCUUGUUCGCAGAUGAUCUGCUUGAGAUGAAUUUUGUCUGCUGCUAAAAUUUGAGUUAGGUGAUCUCAGGCGGGAUUGAAAUUUUGUUUUCCUCAGUGGACAUCUAGGUAUAUAGCCGAUUUGACGCCAUCAAGGUAGCAAAUCGAGAAUGUUGACUUGUGUAGCUUGCUCAAAGCAGCUCAACACUGGAUCUCUGCCGGAAGCCGAAGAAGAUGACGGCAUACCGACUCCCAGCACCAGGCAAGCCAUCAAAGCCCUCACUGCCCAGAUCAAGGACAUGGCAGUGAAAGCUUCCGGUGCGUAUAAGCACUGCAAGCCGUGCUCGGGAGGAUCAAGCAACAAUCAGAACCACAGUUACGCUGAUUUGGACUCCGGUCCGGUGUCGGAGAGCUUGCAUUGUGCGUAUAGGAGGGCUGGGAGUUCGAAUUCAACGCGAAUGUUAAGGGGCAAGGAGAUAGGGUUGACAAUUAAAGGAGGAUUUUCGAGUGAUGGAGGUACACCGGCUUCUGUUAGUGGGCGCAGUGAUUCAGUAGUUUUCAUGGAAGAAGACGAGCCUGAGUGGGUUGCUCAGGUGGAGCCCGGAGUACUUAUCACCUUUGUUUCUCUGACUCAAGGUGGGAAUGAUCUAAAGAGAAUUCGGUUCAGUCGUGAGAUGUUUAACAAAUGGGAAGCCCAACAAUGGUGGGCCAAGAAUUAUGAUAAGGUCAUGGAAUUGUACAAUGUCCAGAGGUUCAAUCACCAUGCUGUGCCACUGCCAACUCCACCAAAGUCUGAAGAUGAGGUGAGCAAUCAGUUUGUUAUCAUGAUCUUUAACUCAAAAGUUGAAUCUGAUGAUGCCCCAGUGACCCCUCCUCUGAGCAAGGAACGCCUACCUCGCCACCUACAUCAUCCUAAGGGAGUGGGGGAUUACUCUCCAGCUUCAUUUCAAAGUCAUCCAACGCCAUCUCAUUAUUGCAGCAAUGCUAGUGGUCUGUCUUCAACCCCAGAGCUGUCCAGCACCAGUGCAGCAAAAACUGAGACAUCCUCAAAAGAUGCUUCUGCUCGGAGCAGUUCUUCUAGGGAGAUUGCUCACUCUGGAGAGCUCUCAGUCAGCAAUGCUAGUGACAUGGAAACUGAAUGGAUUGAGGAGGAUGAGCCUGGAGUCUACAUCACAAUCCAAGCUUUACCUGGUGGCACUCGAGAGCUUAGAAGAGUCAGAUUCAGCCGAGAAAGGUUCGGAGAAAUGCAUGCAAGGUUGUGGUGGGAAGAGAACAGAGCUAGGAUCCAACAACAGUAUUUGUAAUAUAGAAUAGGCAAGUUUCCAACUUUUAGUCAUUUUUCAUAGAGAGAAAAAUGUGUAGACUAUGUGAGAAGUUGACCACUCAAUCACCCAAAAUGAGCACCUUCACCUUCAUAUCAUUAAUGAUCCUCCCUUGUGGUAUUCGCCUUUAAUGACUAAUGGUAUUUGGUGUCUCUGUCCUUGGUGUCAUUGAUGAUCCUUUAGUGAUAUUCGUCCAUUAACACUAAGAAUGAUAUUGGUGGCAUAACUUCACCAUAUGUAGUUCAUGACAAAAAGUGUUCGCCAGAUGCAAUGGAUAGUGUAUUUGUUUUAUACUUUCUCAAACAAUAUUUUCUCACCAAUGAAUGUAAUAUCUUGUUUAAGUUACUUUA